This is a messenger RNA of Acanthosepion pharaonis, 1752 nucleotides long. Lineage: Eukaryota; Metazoa; Mollusca; Cephalopoda; Sepiida; Sepiidae. The record is from the annotation of a GenBank genome assembly.
AUGAUGUCACAUAUUGUAAAUGGAGGGAAGACUAUCAUUCUCAAAACUCCUUUUCUCUCUCUCUCUCUCUCUCUCUCUCUCUCUCUCUCUCUCUGUGUCCCUCUUUUUUCAUGCAUUAUAUUUGGCUCAUAUUCUUUCUUUCUUUCUUUAUAUAUUCUUAAAACUGGCAUUUCUUUUCCCUUUCACUUCUUUUUCUUUAUCUAUUUUUCUUUGAUUAUCCUUUCUGUUUUACAUGUGUUUUCUCUAUUUUUUUCUUUAAAUGAUUAUGCUUCUCCGUUCCAUGUUUACGUCUUUCCCUCUUUACAAAUUUUACAAAAGAAAAAAAAAACCCAAAAAACAAAAGACGGCGUUGUAUUUAUUUGCCGCCCAUUUAUUGACCUUUUCUCUCCCUUUUCCGUUUCUCUCUCUCUUUUAACUUCGCAGUCCACAUCUCUCCAUCAUUCCAACCAUUAUAUCUUCGUUUAUGCUCCAUGUCUUCUCCAUAAUCAAUACCUGUCUGUUUUUGUUUUUUUUUCUUCUCUUUUCUCCUUCCGCUACGUCACUCUAUCACUUCGAGACAAAUUCAUCCAAUCGCAGGGCGAGAAUUUUUUAUUCGUUAUCAUUCUAUUCUCAUUCGCUUUCUUCGAUUUUCCUUCACUUUCUUUAUUUCUUACUUUCUUUUCCUUAUCAUCUCUCCCUUCUCUAUACAUUCGCUUUUGCUUUUUCUUCUCUUUUUUUUUUCAUUUUUGUCUCAUAAUGUCUUUUCUUUCUACUGACAUUUUCUUUUCUUUUUGCAUCAUUCUUAUUCUCUUUCUGACUUUCUUUCACUUUUUCUGUCAUCAUUUUAUUUUCUCUUUCUUUUUUUUCUUUUUUUCUUUUUCUUUUUUCUUUUUUCUCUUUCUUUCUUUCUUUCUUUCUCUAUUUUUCUCUUUUCUUUCUACUUCAUCUCAAUCACUGUUUAUUUAUUUGUUCAUCUGCUUGUUCAUUCGUUCAUCUGAUUUCGUUCUUAUGGGAUUUAAUAUCUCUUUAUGCCAUCUAGAUUAUUUCUGUAAAAAAAUGAAUGAUUUUUUUUUUAUUCGCUAUUCAUCUUUUUCUUUAUUUCUUACAAACUUUCUUUUUCAUUUAUUUCUCUUUCUUUCGUUUCUUUUUCUUAAAAUUUUUGAAAUGCCACCCAUUUCUUUCGUUAUUUAUUACAUACUUUAUUUUUUCCAUUCGUUCUUUCAUUUAUAUUUAAUUUCUAUCACAUUUCUUUCUUUUUUUUAUAUAAUUCCUGCAAAUAUCUUUUGUAAUUUCUAUUUAUUGCUUUUUCCUUCGUUCUCUUUUACAGGAACGAUUUUCAUUUUGUUCCUCUUUCUUUCGGUGUUUCCUCCCGUUCUUAUUCAUUCGUAUUUUUUGAUUUUCUUCCAUUUUAAACAGAAGUUUGUUUUUCCGUUCGUCACUUAUUUUGCUUCUUUUUUCCAUAUUAAUUCCUUAAUCCUUCCUUCGUUCUAUUCUUCAUGUUAUUUUUUUCAUUUUCUCUCUUCAAUAUUUCGUGCUUACUCAUGGAAUUUAAUUUUUUUUCUUUCUUUUUCUGUCAUCUUCUUUUCUUUCGUCGUUCUUUUUCUUUCUUUGCUACUAGCUUUUCUUUUGUUUCAUUCCAUCCUAUUUCUUUUGUUUUUUCUUACCGCUUUUAUCCCCACUUUCUUACUGAUGUAUUUUUUUGCUAAUUUCUUUUUCUUUUUAUUUCAUGUUUUUUUUUUCGCCGUUUUUCCGUAUUACUUUCAUUCGUUUUAA